This is a messenger RNA of Cuscuta campestris, 1404 nucleotides long. The record is from the annotation of a GenBank genome assembly. Lineage: Eukaryota; Viridiplantae; Streptophyta; Magnoliopsida; Solanales; Convolvulaceae.
CAUUCACAUACGUAGAGAGAGGCAAUCAGGUUAAUAAACAUGGGAGGGUGUGCGUCCAAGCCUAAGGUUAAGGAGGGGGACAUCGCAACAAAACCUCUAGUUCCAGAGAAGAGAGAUGACUUCGCCGCCAAAAACACGGUGGUCGAAAAGAACCUGGUGCUAGAAAAAAGAGAUGACUUCGCCGCCAAAAACACGGUGGCCGAAAAGAAGCUGGUGGUAGAGGACGACAAGGAUAAUCCUACCAAGCGUUUUUAUCCCAACAAUAGUUUUACCCAGAUUUCAAUGAGGGAGGAAUUACGUGAACCGUCCAAAUGUGAGCCUCAAGAGCCAAAAUCUAGAGAAGAACACACACAACCUCUAGUGGAUUCAAUUGAUUCCUGUGGCAAAAUGGCACCAGAUUCAUCACCAAAAUCAAAAGAGAAACUAAUAGCACAAGAAAUCAAAACACUCUUACUUCAAACCACUCUGAAACCUGAAGAGAAUGUUGCAAAAGAGACUCUUCUUGGCCUCCCAAAAAUUGAAAAUUAUUCUUCAAGGAGUAAUAAUAAAACCGAGGAGAAGCAAGAAGAAAACACCUUGAAACCUGAGAUUCUUCAUGACAUGGGUACUAAGCAAAAGCCCAUAGAAGAGAGCACCCCAAAAAUUGAGACAUCUAAUGAUGAACUAGAAGAGAAGCACAAUAAGAGUCUCAUGGAAAAUGUAAUUAUGGACAAAGAUGUAAAGAAUCCAUUGAAGCUUGAAAGGUUUCCAGAUGAGAAAACAGAACAUAUUCCACAUGACGAAAACACCUUGAAACAAGAGAGUCUUAUAGAGAACACAACUAUGGAGAAACCUAUAGAAGAGGCCUCCACACCUGAUAAGGAAAAAGAAGAGAAUCAUGCAGAAGAACACACCAUGAAACUUGAGAAGAACACUGAGGAAGAAUCUUUAAAGCAUACCCAUAAUUUCUUCUUCGCUUUCCAUCGCCGGUCAGGACCGUCUCUUCCUCUGUCUUCUCCGGCGACUAUCGUCCUAGCCACAUUGUCCCUUCCCUGCUGCGCGGCAGAUUCCGACGGGAGGCAACAGUAGCAGCGGUGACUUCUUCCCCAAAUUCAAGGUAUUUGUUGAGCUACUUUUGGAGGACAACGAGAAGGAAGGGGAUGUUUUGGAUGCAGGAUUGCUAGAAUUUAAUGGGUUAAUUUUCUUAAAAUCAUGGCUAUACGCGGGUGGCAGAAAGGUUCGACUUUGAGAAAUUUAAUUUCCCAAUCCACAAAAAUAGGAGCAGUCACCGAACCAUUGGCUGCCUAUUCCGCCUUUUUCCAUUCUACUCCGUUCUAUUUGGAGAAGCGGAAGAACAAUUGGGGAUCCGUAAGUUCAUUGCUUUUUUAGAUACAAAACGGUAGAUAUUAAAGUUAUUCUUUUAUA